This is a messenger RNA of Phycodurus eques (leafy seadragon), 3583 nucleotides long. RefSeq names its product Fas apoptotic inhibitory molecule a (gene faima). Lineage: Eukaryota; Metazoa; Chordata; Actinopteri; Syngnathiformes; Syngnathidae. Gene Ontology annotation, biological process: positive regulation of neurogenesis; negative regulation of extrinsic apoptotic signaling pathway via death domain receptors; canonical NF-kappaB signal transduction. The record is from RefSeq and is a predicted model, not a curated record. Bases 285 to 827 code for a protein of 180 amino acids. The transcript is spliced from 5 exons.
UUUGGAAGAAUAUUUAAUCAUUAUAAUUGUGAAAAUGCAGUUUACCUGACAACCAGGAGGUUGAGUCACCUGCCAUCAUAUAGCACUCGUAUCUCAAGUUUGCGUUCGCAAGACAAAUCAGAAGAUCGGUGGAUUGGAUCAAAACUGCUGAAAGGAUUGUCGGUACCCCCCUACCCACCCUUGAGGACUUGCACGCUGCCAGAACUAAGACAAGGGCGUGCAAAAUCCUCUCGGACCCUCCGCACCCCGGUCACCAGCUCUUCCAGCUCCUUCCCUCAGCAAGCAUGUCCGGCGACCUCGCUGGCGUGUGGGAGGUCGCGUUGAGCGACGGCGUCCACAGGAUCGAAUUCGAGCACGGGACGACCACCGGCAAGAGGGUCAUCUCCGUCGACGGAAAGGAGGUGCUGAGGCGCGACUGGAUGUUCAAGCUUGUGGGCAAGGAGACGUUCAUCGUGGGCAAGCUGGACACAAAAGCCACCAUCAACAUCGACCCGAUCAGCGGCUUCGCCUACGAGUACACCCUGGAGAUCAAUGGCAAGAGCCUGAAGAAGUACAUGGAGAACAGGGCCAAGGUGGCCAGCACCUGGGUGCUCAACCUGGACGGGACGGAUACCAGGGUGGUCUUGGAGAAAGAUACCAUGGAUAUUUGGUGUAAUGGAGAGAAGAUUGAAACUGCAGGCGAGUUUGUGGACGACGGCACAGAAACCCACUUCACACUGGGUGAACACAACUGCUGUGUGAAGGCGGUGAGCAGCGGAAAGCAACGAGACGGACUCAUUCACACACUUCUCGUGGACGGAGCAGAAAUAGCUGAAUGUACAGAGUGACUUUUUGUUGAUUUAAAAAAAACAUAUAUCUAUAUAUAUAUAUAUAUAUAUAUAAGCGGCUGAAAUAAGUAUUUAACACAUCACCAUUUUUUCCACUACAUAUAUUUCCAAAGGUGCUAUUGACAUGAAAAUGUCACCAGAUGUUGGGAUCCACCCAUUUAACCCAUACAUACAAACAAAGUAGAAUAAAUAAACUCAGAAAUUAAGUUGUGUGAAAUAAUGUGAAAUGACACAGGGAAAAAGUAUUGAACACGCCAACUGGUAUUUAUUUAAUACUUUGUACACAAGCCUUUGUUUGCAAUGACAGGUUCAAGACGCCUCCUGUAUGGAUAAACUAGUCGCCUGCAUUGCUCUGAUGGGAUUUUGGCCUAUUCUUCCACACAAGCAGUCUUCAAAUCUUGAAGGUUCCGUGGGCUUCUUUUAUGGACCUUGAGUUUCAGUUCUUUCCAUAGAUUUUCGAUUGGAUUCAAGUCAGGUGAUUGGCUAGGCCAUUCUAGCAGCUUUAUUUUGUCUCUUUGAAACCAAUUGAGAGUUUCCUUGGCAGUGUGUUUGGGAUCAUUAUCCUGCUGAAAUGUCCACCUCGUUUUAUUUUCAUCAUCCUCGUAGAUAGCAGCAGAUUCUUGUCCAGAAUGUCACGGUACAUUUGCCCAUUCAUCCUUCCUUCAAUAAUGUGAAGUUUACCAGUACCAUUUGCUGAAAAGCAGCCCCACACCAUCAUGUUCCCACCUCCGUACUUCACUGUUGGUAUGGUGUUUUUAAGGUGAAAGGUGAUGUGCAGUGCCAUUUCUCCUCCAAUCGUGGUGUGCAUUAUGGCAUCCAAACAGUUCAGUUUUACUCUCAUCAGACCAGACUAUAGUCUCCCAGUAUUUAACUGGCUUGUCCAAAUGUUGUUCAGCAAACUUUAACGAGCUUUCACAUGCUUUUUUUUUUUCAGCAAUGGGGUCUUGCGUGGUGAGCGUGCAUACCAGCCAUGGCGACGGAGUACAUUACUCACUGUUUUCCUUGUGAGAACAGGACCUGCUAAUUCCAGGUCUUUUUGAUGCUCUCCACAGGUGGUCCUUGGUUCUUGGACAACUCUUGAGAUAAUUCUUUGCCACUCCUCUGUCAGAAAUCUUGGGAGGAGCACCUGAUCGAUGCAAAUUUAUUGUGGUAUGAUUGGCUUUAUGGCCCCAACUGUGCUCACUGAAACAUUCAGAAGCUUAGAUAUGCGCAUGUAACCAAUGCUAUCAUUAUGUUUUGCAACAAUUAGUUUGCGAUGGUCUUGAGACAGCUCUCUGCUCUUACCCAUCAUGUGUCUUGGCUCACACCUUGGCAAUGAGACAUUUUUGUUGGCCAUCAAUUAGGACUGAACCAGCUGAUAUUCAUUUGCACUGACAAGGGGCUGGAUUACUGUUUGAUUAUUGAUAGAUUGUCGGUGUUGUCUUGGCUUUCCAUGCCCUUUUGCACCUCCCUUCAUGUGUUCAAUACUUUUUCCCUGUGUCAUUUCACAUUAUUACACGCAACUUAAUAUCUGAUCUUAUUUGCUCUACUUUGUAUGUAUGUAUGGAUUACAUGGGUUGUUUCCGACAUCUGGUGAAAAUUUAAUGUCAACAGCACCUUUGGAACUAUAUUUAGUGAGAAAAAUGGUGACGUGUUAAAAACUGAUAUCAGCCGCUUUAUAGGUAUUUAUCCAAGAGCCAUAAAAACUUGACACUUGAUAUUUUGAUUUCCUAAGUAGCGAUAAGAAGUCUUAUGGACCUACGUUUUGGAUAUAUUCUGAAAACACUGGAAAUACUAAAGUGUACUAUAUUGUGAAAAAAAAUAUUGAUUUCAUUGUGUGAAUGCUAAAGAGCCAACACAAAAAUUCAGUUUUUAUUAUUCUGUCCUUAUUUGUCCCACCACAUUUCUCAACAGAUUCAAACUAUUCCUAUUCCCAGUCUCACAUUCUAGAUGUCAACAAUACAAUGAAUUCCACAGCAUUUCACUGCAGUGUCAGAUCUUCAGCAUUCAUUCAGUCCGAAAUUGCAUUCUAGUUUUGUGUCUUCUUGUGCCAUAUUUAUUUAAUUGUGGAAUAAGAUCAACUUAUGUCCCAGUGCCCCAAUUCAGCCCCCGAGAGCGGUUUGACUUAGCAACAUCAAAUUGGGUAGGCAUGUCUAUCAUGAGUAGACCCACAAAAAAAGUCUCAAGAAGCCAUGCCCUCCAAAGACGAGAAGUCAGCCAUUUUGGGUCGAUGCUUCCAUUUUAGAGUCAUUUUGGCUAUUUUCAGAGGUCGUAAAGAUGAACUUUUUUUCCGAUGGCAACCAAAUUUGGACCACGUACAGUGGGAAGAAAAAGUAUGUGAACCCUUUGGAAUUUAUCAAAUUUCUGCAUAAAUUGGUCAUAAAAAGUGCUCUGAAGUUAAUCUAAAUCAGAAGAAUAAACUGUCUGCUUAAAGUAAUACACAAAAUAUGUUUUUAUAUUUUUAUAGAAAACAUUCAUAGGAAAAAACGUCAGUGAAGCCCUAUCUCCCACUGUAUACUAGAACAAUAAAUGGUGACAGUUUUUUGUCAAUACAUUUUCAUGUUAAGCAGUUUUGUGGUGUUACUUGAAUGAUACAAAAUCUGGAAUUUAGGUGGUACUGGUCUCCACUUUUUAAAGUGAAUAUAAGCUAUACAUUUAGAUACUGUGUAUGUCAUUACUGACCAGCAUUAUUUUUAAAUUUCCUGCGAAGUACAGUAGCUGAGUAGGAAUUGCUUUUGUUACGCCAACUGCAAUAAAUAUUUAAUGUUGUUUCUAAA